UGAGAUGUAGCAGAGGAAAUCAAUACGGAAAUUGAUUAGAUUUGCCAGCUAUAUAAUCAAACAUUAAAACUGGGACGAUUAUAGGUCAAUAAUCCAUGCUGCAAUUUCUGUGUUUCAGAUAUUCAGUUAUUUCUGUGACAUUCGGCAAGCACCAGAGGCGACCAGAUCUAAUUACGUUAAUUGAGUUUUGUGUGGAAAUAACAACAUAUGAUGGUUAAUGCUGGAUUGCAGAGAACGGAAGAACCUUGAUGGUAUUCCAGAAAAGCAGAGGGAGAGGGUCGUUGUCAGAUGAGGGAUGAUUAGCGAUAUUGUGUGUGUGUUGCUUAUCAUUAACAUAAUGUAAAAGAGAAGAGAGGUGCUUCGCUGUCUGCUCGCCUGCUUUGUACUGAUGUCAGAGAAUGUAACCCUCCUCUGAACACAGACCAAGUUCUCUUGUGUUAUAUUGGUGUAAAAUUUGAGUACUUGUUCAUUUUGAGAUUUAUUCGAUAAAAAUUAUUUUUCGUGAAACGUGGAAGUGAUCAGUUACAAACCCGGAUAUAAGUCUGGUAUUUUGAUCCUGAAGGGAUAGUUACAGAAAUUACAUGACGUUUUGAUAUAAAUACAAUCUCAGGAUGAGUGAUUUCGAUGAUUUUGAUGAUAAGGAUAUAUUUUCGGACACGUUCGAUUUGUUGGAAGACAUCAAAGCCGCAGGAUAUGAUCUGAAGAAAUCGAAAUUCUUUAACACUCCGAUCGAGAAGAUAUUCGAGUCUCCAUUUUUUACAAGAAACCGAAAUCGGACUCGAGGAGAUUCCUCAACAUCAAGAUUUCCAACGUUUUCGUCAAAGUCGUCAAAAAAGUCAUCGUCGACGACAGAGUCUUCUGAGACGGAUUCUGGUGACGAGAUUUUCCAUUCAAAAUCCUUCAAAAGGUCGGAUUCGACUUAUUCUACUUCUAGUCAUGACACGACAAGUUCCGGGGAGACGAUGUCUGACGCUUCGUCCACUCGGAGUAAUCCUAGAAAAGUGUCCAUCACACGACAGAUUCCAGUGCAGCAUUACGUCACGUCAAAUAAAAACUUUCGACCUGGGCUAUCUAAGAACGAAUCUGAGAAAAAUGAAAAACGUCCGAUGUCUCAGGAACUUCCAGUGCAACACUUUGUCACGUCAAAUAAAAACUCUCAACACGAGGUAUCUAAAAAGUUAGAACAAGAUUCUGAGAAAAGUGAGCGACAUUCAAUGCCACACGAACAUCAUUCCCGAUUAGAAAACGAGGCAAAUGAUAGGAGACAUCAAUCGAUGUCUCCAAAACCAGUUUCAGUUUCACAAAGGCAGGACAGUUCGAGUUCACAGUGUUUUCGAACUAAAUCCAUAGAUUUACUGAACAAAUCUGAAGUUAACUCUAGUCAUAGAGACAGGAGCAAAUCGAACACGCCUGAAUUAUGUAAUAUUAGUCGAUACGGACAGUCCAAAAGUCUUCCGGAUGUAUUAAAAAAUGAUAGAAUGUCACUGCCCUCAAAUGUUCCGAAGGUGGGUUGCGAGAAAGGGGAGCAACCUACUUGGGACGAAAGGCAGGGGCGAAUAGAAGGUGCCUUAAAAUGGCUGAGAUCGGAAUUGGGUUUGUUGAGGGCUCAGGAUAAGGUGCUCCUGUCUCAGUUGAAGAGGUGCCAGGACACGAUAGAGGUGAUAAAGAAACAGAGGUCUGAGGAGAUGGAGGAGGGCGAGGAGGAGGAGGAGGGGCACUGGGAGGACUGGGAAAUAGCAGAAUUUGACAGAAGAUGUAAAGAAGGGGAGAUCAUUGAUGAUAUUUCUCCAUCAUUCACCAGAAAGACAAUUGAUAUUCCCCCCAAUGUGGCUGAGGUCACAUCAUGAUGUCAGCGUGUUAUGUAACACUACAAGGAAGUCUCAACUAUGCUGCUACAGCAAAAUAUUGUGUUCAUCUAAGACAUGGCAAAAAAAUUCAAUUAGCCUCAUAUAUCUAAAGAAUUCAACUGAUGCAGCUUGUUAAGCCCUUCAAGUGCAUAACAGACAAUAAUGUUUUAGCUUUUGGACGCAGUAUCACUCUGCAAUGAGCUAAGCAGAGGAGCUCUCACCCAUCAUAUCACACUUCAAAGAAAUGUCUGUGAAAAAAAUGUGAGAUUUGUUCGAUGGUAAUUCAAUGAGAGAAGCAUUUGAUGCAUGUUUUUCAAGUCAAAAAGCAUGGAAAUCCAUAAUCUUCUAUAAAUAAUUCAUAUGAAGUGAUGUUUUCUAGGAUUAUAAGUGAAGACGGUGCAAAGCUUAAGUGUUUUCCAUUACCAGAUGAGAGAACUCUUUUACACAAGUGAAGACACCACUCCACUAGUGAAAGUAAUACACUCCUCCAAUGCAAAUUUAAUAUCAUGAGCAAGUUGAAGAGACAAAUUCAGCAUAUAAUAGCUUCAAACCUGGAGCAUGCAUUUUUUUUGUGGUAUUAUGCCAUGAUAACUUUCAGUGCCAAAAUUGUAAAAAAAAAAUUAUUUUUUUUUAAAAAGAAGGAAAAGAAACAUUACAAAUGUAUUGUAAUGCUCAAGAAUUUCUAUAACUUCAAAUCUCACUUGAGCCACCUUUUAUAAAAGCAUAUCAUAGGUUGAUAUUUAUAAGGACUCUGGAUUCAGCAUUCUUCUCAUAUAAUAUAAAAAUUUAACUUCAUGUGUAUAGAAGUCAUUUAAGCAGAGUAUCAAAAGUCUAAUUUUCAGGACAAUGCCAAAGAAAUUUAUACUCAGGACUUCAUCUGAAGUACACCUAUUUGAUACUUGUCAUAUUUUUUUUUUAUACAUUUGUCAUUCAAUCCAUAAUGAAAUUAAAAAAAUAUAUAUGUUUUUUAAAAAUAGCUUUUGCAUUGUUUCAAUAUACUGCUAUAUCAGUUGCAGCACAUACUCAGUUUAUUUCUGUCCUUGAAGAACGUCAAUGUAACAGGUGUUUUGUUGUUGAAAAUGGAAUGUUUUCAUCUUUUUUGUAAAAACAUUAAAAUACUGAAAAAAAUUAAACAACAAUUUUCUUGA
Molecule: messenger RNA, 2995 nt
Organism: Saccostrea echinata
Lineage: Eukaryota; Metazoa; Mollusca; Bivalvia; Ostreida; Ostreidae
Exons: 3
Coding region: 612-1847 (411 amino acids)
Source: RefSeq, a predicted model, not a curated record